UGUAGGAGCUUUCAUGAAGUCCUUGAACGCAGCGUUGGUUUCCAGGGAGUGGCACCUGCACCUGUCCGACCUGUUUCGGGGGACACAUGACUCCGGAGGAAUUUCCCCCGCUGCUCCAGUCCUUUGUCCAACGCAGUACUUCUUUUUCUUCUGUGGGAGACGGAGGGUGAGAGCCAGAGGAGAAGGGGAGUCAGAGAGAGAAGAGAGAGAAGAGAGAGGGAGAGAUAUAGAGAUGUCGGAACCAGCCACUAACCCUGCUGCCACCUCGUUCCCAGCGGCGACUAUUUCUCUACCUCUGGGGCUGGAUGUGUUGAGAACUUACUCUGGAGCCCUCGUCUGUGUAGAAAUAUUAUUUGGUGGUCUGGUAUGGAUCCUGGUCGCUUCCUCCAACGUGCCCGUGCCUCUGCUGCAGGGCUGGGUGAUGUUUGUGUCACUCACCACCUUCUUCCUCUCCUCCGCCUACCUCGCGUUCCUCGUCACUGGCCUGGCUGACCGCAUCAACACUAACUGGAAUUUCCUGGAUGUGGUUUACCAUUUUAUGGCUUUGCUUUUCUACUUUGCUGCCUUUGUGUUGGAGGCAGCAACUACAGCAGCUAAUGGAGGAGCCUACAUCAAGCCACUGGCCAACAGCACUGAAAACGUCUUGUGUAUAACCUACCCUCGGGGCAAUAUAUUCACAGUCCUGACUGACAAGCAAUACAGUAUUAAUGUUGCAGCCACGAUAUUUGCAUUUGUGGUGACACUGUGCUACGGCUGCAGUAUGGUGAUGGGCUUCAAGAGGUGGAGGAUGUAACCUUUAAACCCAGCACCAAACUAGUUUUAUAACUGCUUCAUAACCUCAGCAUGUAUUAAAACAUCAGCCACAUCAUUAAGAGCUCCAUUGAAAGUCCUGCUACUCAGUUCAGUUCCCUGCAAACAUUUUUAUAGCCGGAUGGGAAACUAAUAUCAUCAGAGGAAAAAUAUAGAUGUCAAAAUUCUGUCUCAGUCAAGUUGUGGAGAUUUCUGAACAAUUAUAUUCCUGCAGGAAAUCUACUUCUCUGAUAUUGAAAGGUUUGGGUUCAAGUAGUCGCAGUCUGGGCUGUUAAAGGUAUUAUGAGGACAGGGUUAAAUAAGAGCAAUAAGUUGUCAAAAUAACCUUGUAUGAACACGGCUAUACAGGGUGAUUUUGCAAGAUAUGAGUGAUGCUUGUGGGAGUUAUGGUUACGUUUUUCCAUCCACGAAUCUAAUCGUACAAAUAUUGCCCCAUUUCCUGGAACACAAAAGCGUGCCUUUGUAUGCUGCUUGUAGGUAGUUCACAGCCGAACAUUAACGUGAUGGUGCGAUUUAAGACCAUAAUAUUGCCCCAUUUCCUGAGUCACAUCCUCUUUUUAGGGAAUAUUUCCCAUUUCUAGUAUAAGAAAAAUAUGCUUAUGUAUGCUGCUAAAGGGUUAGGCACAAAAGAACAUUAAUGUGAUUGUGCAAUUUGCCUGGAAGAGCCUAAAAGGCAACAGGAGUGUUUCCUCUGUCCUCUGGUUACCUUGGUGCUAAGGAGCUGUAAACUGACUCUAGAUUUAACACAACUUACUUUUAUUACAUUUUUAUGUGACCACAUUUUAAAAUGUAAGUUGAUCUGAUAGUUCAAUUCAAGUUGAACUAUCAGAUCAACUA
Anoplopoma fimbria (sablefish) is the source of this 1647-nucleotide messenger RNA. It is a transcript of the gene mal2, whose product is annotated as mal, T cell differentiation protein 2. The record is from RefSeq and is a predicted model, not a curated record. Gene Ontology annotation, biological process: myelination. Bases 14 to 793 code for a protein of 259 amino acids. Lineage: Eukaryota; Metazoa; Chordata; Actinopteri; Perciformes; Anoplopomatidae. The transcript is spliced from 4 exons. Gene Ontology annotation, molecular function: structural constituent of myelin sheath. Gene Ontology annotation, cellular component: membrane.